Messenger RNA from Funneliformis geosporum, 275 nucleotides. NCBI's taxonomy places the organism in Eukaryota, Fungi, Glomeromycota, Glomeromycetes, Glomerales, Glomeraceae. The record is from the annotation of a GenBank genome assembly.
AUGCAAGUCGGCUUAGUUUUCAGCAACUUCCUCCCUCAACAACUUUAUUUUUAACAUCAACUAUGAAAGCAACAAGUAGCACGGUAACGCGUAGAGUAACAAGAGCUUAUGCGCGAGAGAAUAAUAUCAAACUUUAUGAACCACUUCCAAUGGGUAGAAGAAGUAAAGGAAAAAGAACUAAACCUUCUACGUCUAAGCCAAGAAGUGAUGUUGAUUCAUCCAAUAAUACAACACGUAAAGUGAGAAGCUUAACUAGAAAUCUCAAAAAAACGUAA